Messenger RNA from Chlamydomonas reinhardtii, 5795 nucleotides. RefSeq lists its product as uncharacterized. The record is from RefSeq and is a predicted model, not a curated record. Gene Ontology annotation, molecular function: DNA binding. Lineage: Eukaryota; Viridiplantae; Chlorophyta; Chlorophyceae; Chlamydomonadales; Chlamydomonadaceae. The coding region runs from base 288 to 5279 and encodes 1663 amino acids. The transcript has 29 exons.
CUGAUUCAAUUGCACGCUUAGUUUCAUUUGUAACGCUUAGCAAAAAAACAAAGCGACCGGUUUGGACACAAACUUCUGGAACUCCCUGAACGACGUACUUCACCUGCACGCCAGGGCUUGUUUACAUUAUUUCCAGGAACUGCACAGACGCGGAGCCUCACAGGCGGGCUAUGGUCUCCCGGACUUGACGUCGUCGUGCACCGUCUGCUGAGCCGGGACACAAAGUUCGGUCAAACAUUUCAGUGGCACACAUUUAGCUGCGCUCUGCGCUGUAAGGAGCCCGGAGCAUGGCGGAGACGCAGGAGGAGCAGCCCCCGGUCGUCCACGCGGACGGGGCCGCCGGGGACACCGACUUGCCGCUGCGGACCCUGAGCGAGUUCACCAUCAUCAACACGGCUGCUGGGAAUGCGCCCGUUAGCUUGGACGCUCUCACAACGCUACCGCCUGGAAGCGUGAUAGCGGUGGGGAACUGCCCUCCGGUUGACGCUCCACCAGAUGCGACGACGAUUGUCACGGUUCAAACGCAACCAAUCACGGACUGGGUAAUUUCGUACGGAAACCCAGCUAGCGUGUGGAUUUGCACGGACAAGGCGUGGUACCGCCUGGAGCAGCCGGCGCCGGCGUACGAGGCGCUGUUUGCCCCGAUCCAGCGCAAGCUGGACUUCUGCCUGCGCGCCGCUGCCUGCAUCGCCAGCAAUCCGACGGUGACGCUGCACGGCGCCGUGGCGGCCCUGCUGCAAGCCGGCCAGCAGCCGGGCGACAGCCAAACUGUGUACAACGUGGACGACUUGAAGCAGGACACGCCCUUCGUGUUGCCGCAGCUCGUGGCAUGGGUGAAGAGCAACAGCCUGGCGACUCCGCCGCUGCUGGUGGAGCUGCAGCCCAUCGCGACGGCGGUGAAGGGCCAGCAGGCUAACCAGGAGCGGGCCGCGCUGCUAGCUGCCAACCCGCCCGUCACGCACGUCACCGGUGGUGGCGGUCGCGGCCGCGGCCGUGGCAAACGCGAUGAUGACGAAGAGAAGGCACCGGGGCGCGGUCGGGGGCGUGGCAGAGGCCGUGGCGCGGCUGCGGCUGCGGCUGCUGCGGCGGCGGCCGACAAGGAGGGCGCAGCUGGCACGCACGCGCAUCGCACCCGCUCGCUGACGCCGGGUGGACCGCUCACCAUCGGUGCGGGGCCGGCGGCGGACCAAGACGGCUGUGUGGGUGACGAGGAGCCGGACCUCGACGACUACGAUGACUGGGAUGACUUUGGAGAUGAGGAUGGCGCCGAGGACGACAGCGACCUGAGCAAGGAGGGCGACGAGAUGGGCCAGGCGAUGGACGCUGGCCUCAGCGCGGACGAGCGCGGCGAGCUGAAGCGGCAGCGCCAGGAGGCCAAGUGGGAGCGCCGGCGCGCGGAGCACCUGGCAAAGCUCGCGGCGGCGGACUCGGACCGCGGCGACCCCCCGGAGGCGGUGGCGGACUGGCGUGUGGACCCCGACAUGGUGCCCGAGGUGCUGGCGGUCUGGGAGAUGGCCAUGACGUUCGCGUUCAUGCUCCAGCUGCCCGCGAUGCCGCUGCGUGCGCUGGAGGCGGCCAUCAUGCCAGCGCCGCUGCCCCAGCGGUCAGCAGAUGGCAAGCCGCUGCGGGCGAAGGCCGAGCAGGACACCAAGGUAAAGACGGAGGAGGGCGGCGAGGCUGACCAAGCCGAGGAGCCCGAGGUGCUGUACGACCCCAACAGCAUUGUGGACUACAACUACAUCGCGUCGGCAGCGCUGCUGCGCGACCUGCACGCCGGUCUGCUGCGCAUGAUCGAUAACCACGCCCCACGCAAGCAGGAGCUGCCGCAGGAGUCCAAGCUGAUGGCGGACGAGGCCAAGGUGGAAAACUGGGUGGACCGCACGGCCUUUGCAAUUCACGGUGCAUCGAUUGACGUGGUUGGAGCGGAGGCCAAGGCCAUAGCGGAGACGCUACGCACGCGCGAGUAUGUGCUGCUCCAGCCGCGCCAGAAGCUGACGAUCAUGCGGGCACUCAUUCACAUGGCGCUAGCGUCGGAGGUGCUUCGCGAGCACAUCAAUGCUCGCGUGGAGAUGUUCGCCGUGAAGAACCAGCUCCUGGCCGCCGAACGCGCAGCUCGUGGCGUGAACCCCGCGUCUGGGGACGAUGGUGGCUCGCGGCGCGCGGUAGAUGACCUGGCGCAGCCGCUCCUGCCGUCGGGACCUGUGGAAGCGGAGGACCCGAACUUCUGGAUCCGCUGGAUGGACAGCGUCAAGCUGGGCCUGCGCAAGCCGGUGGGCAAGGACUACCGCGGGCGGCGCUACUGGGCUCUCGGCGCCAACGCCGGCGCGUGGCGCAUCUUCGUGGAAAACCCCACUGACGGCAGCUGGGGCUGGUAUGAGGGCGAGAAGCUGGAGCAGCUGGUGGAGUGGCUCAAGCGCGGCAACAUCGGCCGCGAGGCGCCGCUGCUCCGCGUGCUGGAGAGCAUCCAGAUCCCCAAGAAACUCACGCACGGCCGUGUGCACGAGCCGGGCGAGGUGGCUGAGGCGGACCUGGCGCGCGCCGCCAUCCCGUGGACGCCGGAGGACAUGGAGAUCCGCCGCGCCAGCGGCUACCGCCACCUGACGGCGCCGCUGCUGAAGGGCGACCUCAACAAGAUGCCGCACCAGCCCGGCAUCCCACGCCUGCCGCUCAUCAUCGAGGACCGCGUGUGCAACGCCAUGGAGGCGAUUAUGGGCGAGGUGGACUGGUGGAUGCAGUCGAGCGCCUGGCCCAAGACCCUGGGCGAGCUGCUGGACCUGCUGCGGUACACGUACAAGUCCGCUCGCGAGGCGCUGGAGGACGACCCCGAGUGCAGCAACCCGGAGACGCAGGCGCUGGCGCGCUUCAGCGGCGCUGAGGUGCUGCUGGCUCUGGAGGACAUGCUGUUCCAGGUCGGGGCCUUGAGCGACACGUGGACCGUGCAGCUGCGCGACGCGUGGCAGGCGAGCCUGCGCAACCCCAACCUCACGGCUCGCGAGGUGUCGCUGCACGUCCUGGCGCUGCAGCAGUUCCUCACAACCACCGAGUCGCCGUUCGUCCUGACGCGUGCCGGGUUCCAGAAGCGCAUCAACGAGGCCAGGUGCCCGCUGUACUUCCCUGGCCCCAACGAGGAGGUCGUGGUGAUGCGUAGCGGCAUCUUCAGCCACAUCGACAAGUUUGCCCAAGUGGCGCGGUCACACAAAGACGAGAAGUGGCUGAAUGAGCUGGAGGAGAUGCGGGCGCGGGUCAACGACAUGCACUGCGCACAGCGGUAUCGUGUGGCGUGCCUCUCCUACCGCACGUAUCCGCUGCUAGAGCAGUCCUCGGAGGCGGCGGUGGCUGCCGCUGCUGCGCACGCGGCGGCACAGGCAGAGGCGCAGGCGGAGGGCGGGGAGGCGCCGGAGACCUCGGGUCAACCGUACGCACCGCCCUCGCGGCCGCCGUGCAUGUGGAUGCUGCUCACGCCGCUGCGCGCGCCACUGCCGCGGUUUGAGCAGGCGCAGGGCCAGGUGGUGUUGCCGCUGUACAUCGAGAACACGCUGCCUAAUUUUGUCAUUCGGGGCGACAUCGUCGACAAGGCCCGGGAGAAGGGCUGGCAGCCGGGCGAGCGCUGCCGCAUGUACGUGGGCGGCAAGCAGGGCGCCAAGAUCAGCGGCAGCUGGUACAAGGGCAAGGUCAUCCACGUUGGACAGCCCGCUGCGCCCGACCACCAGGACUUCGACCCCUGGGAGAGCGUCGUCGUUGAGUGGGACCGCCAGGGGCUGGAGAACACUCAGGCCCGGGUUUGCCCGUGGGACCUGGAGGUGGACCCCGAGGCGGAGCGGCGCCUGGCGGAGGAGCGCAAGCGCAAGGCGGAGGAGGAGGCGGCAGCCGCGGCGGCGGCAGCAAUGGCGGCUCGUGCGGAGCGCCUGCAGGCCCGCGACCGCGCCACCAAGGUGGUGGCGCAGCAGGAGAUGGGCGAGGAGGACGACGACGAGUACGUGCCCACGGACGGCAGCAGCUCGGACAGCGACGUCAGCGAGGACAGCGAUGACAGCGGUGCUCCUCGCCGCCGGGGCCGUCCGCCGCCGCGAAAGAAGCAGAGCCGCGGCAACGCCCGCGGUGGCAGCGGCCGCGGCAGCGACGACCCCCGCCAGCAGCAGCAACAGCACGGCGGCGCGGGAGGCAACAUGUCGUCACAGCAGGCGAUGCUGGAGCAGCAGCGCCGGGCACAGCUCCUGCAGCAGCAACAGCAGCAGCAGCGGCAGGCGCAGGGCAACAACAAUCUGCUGGCGCAAGCUAUCCAGCAGCAGCCUCUGCUGGGUCAGAUCUACCAGCAGAUCGCGCACUACCCCCUUGCGCAGCAGGUACAGGUGCUGCAGAACGCCGCGCAGCAGCAGUCUCAGCAGGGUGUCCUCGCGCGCCAGCUGCUGCAGGUCCUCUUGCAGCAGCAGCAACAGCAGCAGCAGCAGGCGGCACAGCAGCAGCAGGCGCUGCAGCAGCAGCGCCAGCAGGAGCUGCUACUCCAACAGCAGCGCGAGCAGCAGCAGCGACAGUUGCUGUUGCAGCAACAGCAGCAGCAACAACAACAGCAGCAGCAGGCGGUGAUGGCGGACCCCGAUGACAACGGCCGGCCCGUCGCGCCUGACCUGCUGUCGCAACCGCUGCAGAGCCGGAACCCGGGCGGCCGUCGCCAGGCGGUGCCGCACCACCUGCUGCAGGCCAUGCCGCAGCGGGAACCCUUCCACUACAUGCUGGUCAACUGGUACCGCCAGCGCGGCGUGCUGCGCUACCGCCUGCCGCAGCUGGGCGGCCGGGACGUGGACCUGCACAAGCUGUUCCUGGAGGUGCACCUACGUGGCGGCUACGACGUGUGCGUGCUGAAGCAGCUAUGGCCGGAGCUGUGCGCCAGCCAGGGCGUGCACCCGCAGACGCCAGCCAGCAACGCACAGCCCAACACGCCCGCGGCUGCGGCGCUGCGCGCGCACUACGAGCGCUGCCUGCUGGACUUCGAGGACUACGUCACCAGCGGCCAGUUCGAGACGGACGUGCAGACCAACCGCCUGCCGCCGCUGGACCGGCUGCUGGAGAUCCCCGGCGCCGUGCCGGCUGUCAAGCGCGAGGCGGCUGGCUACGGCAUGCAGCAGGGCGGGAACGAUGCCCGCAUGCAGCAGCUCAUGAUGCAGCAACAGCAGCAGCAACAGCAGCAGGGCAAUGGCGGAUAUGGGGGGCAGGGCUACGGCGGGCAGGGCUAUGGCGGCGGUGGCGGUGGCGGCGGCGGAUGGCAGCAAGGCAUGCGGUAACGGCGGCGUCUCCGCGACAUGAAGCAUGCUUACUGAAUCGGCAUUUGACAUGACGGCGGAAUUGCUAGGGGCGGGCGGUUGUUUCAUGUGAGACUGGUCACACCGUUGAGUCCUUGGCCAGUGCUGCAUGCUAUGGAUUGCACCUGGUCAUGAGAGGGAACUACGAUCAAUUUAGACGUGCCUGCUUAUUCUUGCGCGGAUUAAUCCGAGAAGGCACCUGACGCCGCUUGGGCACGCUUGCACUACUGUGUGGAAAUGCGACGUCGUUAUGGACGUGUUGAGCAUUCACAAGCGCCCAUUUACGCGCUGAUAGUAUUGCCAAACAUCAUAUCUAGUCUUGUUGUCAGAGUGGGCCCUGUAAACACGGGGCAACGGUAAGCACGCUGGAGCUCCUGGGAGUGUGCAGGGUCGGGGCGACGGAAGUGUGCCUGGGGUUGGGCAAGGUGGGCAACCGAGCUAAAACGGCCUGUCGCCAAAUGAAAGGAUUCAGCUGGUCCUGAGAUUUAGGAUAAUAGC